CGUUCUUCUUCUGCAAGCUGAACUCCCUACAUCCUUUUUCUACUCACGAUAUAAAACUACUAUAUGCAAUGGAGUGGCAAAUGGAGAUCACCAUAAACCAAAUAAAUAGUUAAAUAGAUCGCCACUUCCUUGUUAUCUUCUUCCAUCCUCACUACCACUUAAACUGGACCACUACUCCGCGACAUGUACUGAACGUCGCAGCAAUAAUUUUUAAAAAUCUAUACACUUCAAGACUGAUUAAAUGCUUUGGAGACAUAUCUAGAAUGCCAAAGUGAAAAUAGAAAUAAGGGCGACUCACCAUGCAAAAAGUGAACUUUCUUAAAACGAAAUCAGUGUUGGUUUGCUACUAGUUCCGUCAUUUGCUGAAGAGAGUUGAGUGAAAAUUUAGCAAGGGACGUUGCGCUACCUCUUCGUCUCACCACAAUCAGCGAUUGCUAAUAAUUGAGUACGAGAAACUGAACAACGGAGACGAGCUCUCUGCUGCUUUGCAAUUCAGACUGACACGACGACGACGAGGUGGCAAAAAAUUAACACGAGAAAACGAAGCAAAGCUCCAACCGAUUCAAUUUCAAGUAUUUUAGCUCGUGCAAAUUAAUAGUUUUUUUAUUCUCUUAACUUUUCGCACAGACUUGAAUUCAUUUUAUCUGUAAGAAGAUUUGGCAACAUUUUUCAUAGAAAGUAUUUAUCUCUUUGUUGAAUGUUGAUAUAAACGCCUCACUAAAAAAUCUAUACGCUGAAAAUCUAACGCAUAGUUGACCGUCCGACGGUUUGCCUUAAAGGUUACAAAUGGGGAUCGGAAAUUGAGUACAAAUUUGAUACUUCCAGCAGCACGCUGCCAUGGCUCAGACGGAGCUGGAACAGAUCGCGAUGGCCAUGAUGAUGAUGGCCGAGGACCCAGAACGGAGGCGACGAGUACUGCAAGAACCAAUGUCGACCACGGCCGCAGUUUUGAGUCCAGGCGAAUACAGGGAGGCCACGAACACUGGCUCCUCAGUCUCAGAGGGCACAGUGCAGAAGGAGGGCGAAGAGGAAUUAAGUGACGAAGAAGACGAAGAAUUUUUGGAGAAAGAGGACGGCCAAGUAGGAAACACCAAUAAUAACAACAAUUACUCGAUAAAUCAUCCGAAUUCACUUUCUACCCCAUCACCUGCUGGAUCCCUCAAGAGUAACGAGAGCAGCAGCAGUACUGGUGGAACUGGAUGUGGAGGGGGUGCAAAUUCAACAACCCGACGCAUUUUCACACCUGAAUUCAAACAAAGCGUGUUGGACUCCUUCACUAACGAUCCGGCGUGCAUUGGGAAUCAGAGGGCAACUGCGCGCAAGUUUAACAUUCAUCGCCGACAAGUGCAAAAGUGGUUGCAACAAUUGACAGGACAGGCAUCCUCCGAUAACAACAAGGACCAGCAGCAGCCAUCCUCUGAUGAACAAGAGCAAAAAGUAAAGAAGAGUGAUAAAGAUUUGACCCCGAAUCCUCCUUCAUCAUCAUCACCAUCAGUAUCUUUGCCAAGUCGUGGGAGCAUCCUCGCUGGAAAGUGUACAGCCACCAACUCCAAAGCUAAAUCGCGUUCAAGUCGCCCGAGAGCUAAAAUGCCAAUUGUUGCUGGUAAAGGCCCACUGAUCCCACUACAAGCGUCCGCAGUGUCCUCCUCCCCUUCAGCCAGCCUGCCCUCCUCGUCGCCAUUAAUGAGCAUUAAUGGAAAAGGGCUCGGAAAUAUUCACCACCCAUUGUUCUCAAACAGCAAUUCCAAUUUGUUCAUGGGACUCGCCAGCCCCCUGUUAUCAUCGCUCCCAUUAGCACUCGAAGCUUGUAACUCGAGACAUGUUUCUCCACCACCCAUGCAAAGCCCAAGCUCAAAUGGCAUUGGACAAGUGAAUGGAGGGCGACACUCUGCCAGCCACAAUCAUAAUAACGGCAACAAUAAUAUGAACGGAAGCUUAUCCGCGCAGAGAAUGAUGGAACUGGUGGAUGAACUUUGCCACCUGUAUCCAUCAGAAGAUUUUAGCUUACUUCGGAGGGCCAUGUUAAAAAACGAAGUAUCCUUCACUAAGUUGUCGCCACCACUUCGAAAGCAUCGUAAAAACUCUUCCUCUCCAUCCCCUGGGGGGAAUGACUACAUCACCCAACAAACACUCCAGAUGAUAAAGAAUCAAAAUGAAUAUUUCCAACUUUUGCAAUCUGGUUACGCAAAUCUAUCCCAAUUUCAAGACUUAUCGGACCACUCAAAUAAUGGCAAAUACGCUUCAUGGCUCAAUAAUCCAUUUGCUGCUGCUGCCGUAGGAGCCUACAACUUACAAGGGGGGAAUACUACUAAUACUACGAAACACGGAAGUGGACUCGAUACAAAUCGAAAACAACAACGAGGCAAUAAUAAUAUUACUCUUAAUGGUAAUGGAAAUAACCACAACCAUCAUCACGACUUGUCGGCAUCUCAGCACCACAAUUUUGCUUCUCCAAAAGCUCCAGUUAGUAAUUCAAAGUCUAAAACGGUUGCAGCAGUUCUCGCCUCUCAGCGUAAUGGUCCCACUUCUCAACGCCUGCCAAACUCUUCAUACGACAAAACAAAAAGACCUUCUCAAAAUCGAAGAAAAAUGACAAAUGGUCGCCCAGUGAAAUCAUUUCCUACUCCACCUAAUAAUAAUGAUGAUGACUAUUUGGAUCCCACUUCAAUGUUGGAAGUAGUGACGUCAAAGCCGUCUCCAAUGGACAAUAUGGAGUCAUAUGGGAUGGACCUGUCCACAACCAAGGCCAAUAACACAGUAAUUCAAAGAAGUCCAACCUUGAUCACCACUUCGUCGACAAUCCGCAGUAAAGCAAUGAAUAAAGAUUACGGGUUCUUGUCAGAGUUAGGACUCGUCCGAAAACAGCAAGAGACAAAUUUAACUAAUGGGUACACCAGUCCUCCCCCAUUGUCCUCCACUGCAUCUUUGGAACAUUUCGUGGACAAUGUUCUCUCCAUGCGUCGAUCGUCCCCACACACGAGCAGCUCAGGUUCACCCCCAGGACAUGAAUUGAAUUACGCCACGAAUAAUAAUAAUAACAACAACAACAAUUUUGAGUCAUCCGACCGGUCCAAGAAUUCUGUUCUCGAGGCCUUUAACUAUGACCCGGAAUUGGCUGGUGAUGCCAGAGGUGUGGCCAGAAAAUUCGGACUAAAUAUCCGCGUUGUACAAAAAUGGAUAAGGGAGGCUCCUACUCGUUCGAUUCAGAUGAAUAAUAAUGAUCACGGCGAAAAUGGAGACGAUGCUCAAUUUGACGAUGAGGAUAACGAGAAUUUCCCUUUGCAACACCAACACCUUUACCAACAACGGAGUGUAAUUGCCAGCACCUCCACUCAUUCGGUCAACAAAAGGAAGAAUCCGAAGCCUAAUCAGAUCUGUGAUUUUACAGAAGACGACCUGGAUGAAAAUGGAGCACUAGACAUGGUUGUGCCCAUCAAGAAACGUCGCGUGUCCACCCCACCCACUCCCACCACGGCGUAAAAAAGCUCAUACAUAUGCGUACCACAAAAAUGCAACAAACCACCUCAACAAUUACCUACCUAUGCAUAAAUAUAUAUAUAUACAUAUAUCAGAAUAUUAUAUAUAAUUAAACAAGUAUCACCAGUAGUAAGACUGACUGAAGAGUUCAUUUAAUAGACUGAUGAAACGAAAAUGUGAGACUGUCAUUAACUGUCCAAUGAAGACUGAGAUUAGAUUUAUUGUUAUUCGAGAGUUUAUUUAAAGAAAGACAAAAAGUAUUUUCACAGAUUCCUGCCCUGACCAAAACGUAGUACGGUAGACCCAACUAAAUAAAUAGUAGCAAUUUCUUGUAGUAAUAUACAUGUAUUAAAAUUAGAAUAUUUAGUCCUUUUCAAGUUUUCCAGUUUAUUCAUCCAUGUAAUAAUUUGAAGAGUUAUUAGCUUGUAUUUUUGUCUCACUUACACUAUGUGUAAAUUUAUACCUGUCAAAGACGACUGCUCCAGAUAAUCAUAUGAAAAAAGUCCACACACAUUAUAAUCAGUACGUUUACGUUACACAGUCAACCACUUUUUUCAAGUUCUAUAGACAUUGUUAAUUUAUAUGCUAAAUAUAAAUGUGGCAAAUUAUUUUCUAAAUUACUAAAUAUAUACCCAAUGUCAGAAAGAUAUCAUAUGUGUCAAAUUAAAGGUACAUUAUUGUUCAUCAUUGUUAAA
Messenger RNA from Folsomia candida, 4172 nucleotides. Its product is annotated as homeobox protein 2. Lineage: Eukaryota; Metazoa; Arthropoda; Collembola; Entomobryomorpha; Isotomidae. The record is from RefSeq and is a predicted model, not a curated record. The transcript has 4 exons. The coding region runs from base 838 to 3480 and encodes 880 amino acids.